Molecule: messenger RNA, 1027 nt
Organism: Drosophila guanche
Lineage: Eukaryota; Metazoa; Arthropoda; Insecta; Diptera; Drosophilidae
Gene: Fkbp14
Product: FK506-binding protein 2
Exons: 5
Coding region: 193-849 (218 amino acids)
Molecular function (GO): peptidyl-prolyl cis-trans isomerase activity; calcium ion binding
Source: RefSeq, a predicted model, not a curated record
GACAAUAUUUCCAGCAGUUGCCUCUCGAGAGUCGAACGCAACAGUCAACAAAGUCCCCCACUUGAUUUGCCGCCACUGUUGCUCGCGUGUUUCUGUGCUUGUGUCUCCACUCGAUAAUCCUCAGCCGCGCCCGCACCACCGCUAUUCAAGCAUCCCAAGUGAUAUCUGUCUGUAGACAAACACCCAAAAGCCAUGUUGAAGUCUACUCUCGUUUUGUCGUGCCUUUUGCUGGCCAGCAGCAGCCUCGUUCGCGCCGAGGACCUCAAAGUGGAGGUGGUCAGCGUGCCGGAGGGCUGCGAGCAGAAGUCCAAGAGCGGAGACUCCCUAACGAUGCACUACACUGGCACCCUGCAGGCCGAUGGCAAGAAGUUCGAUUCAAGCUUUGACCGGGACCAACCGUUCACAUUCCAAUUGGGCGCCGGUCAGGUGAUUAAGGGCUGGGACCAGGGCCUGCUCAACAUGUGCGUGGGUGAAAAACGCAAGCUGACCAUCCCCCCACAAUUGGGUUAUGGCGACCAGGGAGCUGGCAAUGUGAUUCCGCCCAAGGCGACGCUUCUGUUCGACGUGGAGCUGAUCAAUAUCGGCAAUGCCCCGCCCACCACGAACGUGUUCAAGGAGAUCGACGAGAAUGCCGACAAGCAGCUGAGUCGCGAAGAGGUAAUCGAAUAUGUGAGCGAGUAUCUGAAGAAGCAAAUGACCGCCGUGGAGGGGCAGGACUCCUCCGAGCUGAAGAACAUGCUGGCCGAGAACGAUAAGCUGGUGGAGGAGAUAUUCCAGCAUGAGGACAAGGACAAGAACGGCUACAUCUCGCACGAUGAGUUCUCCGGGCCCAAGCACGACGAGCUGUAGAGAGACGCCCAGUACGAGCCUCUCAGUUUGACGGGUGCAGAGUGACAACGAAGGGACAAGAGUGCUUAAGUUAUAUACCUACCUACAAACAUAAAUCAUAAAACGUAAAAGAAAAUAGUAAUACUACACCCGAUAAUAAACAGAGUAACAAGAAGUUAAUUGCUGUACACAAAAUCAA